This is a messenger RNA of Solanum stenotomum, 1131 nucleotides long. RefSeq names its product putative late blight resistance protein homolog R1A-10. The coding region runs from base 1 to 1131 and encodes 376 amino acids. The record is from RefSeq and is a predicted model, not a curated record. The transcript is spliced from 3 exons. NCBI's taxonomy places the organism in Eukaryota, Viridiplantae, Streptophyta, Magnoliopsida, Solanales, Solanaceae. Gene Ontology annotation, molecular function: alpha-tubulin binding. Gene Ontology annotation, biological process: protein folding.
AUGGUUUUCAGAAGCAGACAUAAUUUUUGCAGAGAAGUGAAAACAUGUAAGAUCCAUGAUCUCUUACAUGAGUUGUGCUUGAGAGAAGCUCAAAGUGAAAACUUCAUGUUUGUAUCACCACAUUCCAGACAGGUCUGUCCAAAGGAAUGCUAUCGGACGAUUGUCCAAUCAAUUUGUGAUUUUGAUGGGACAAUCUCUUAUCCCUUUGAUCCAAAGAAAAUUCGGACUUUCAUCUAUUCUGGUGAAAUGUUGGUCAAAGAUUUGAACAUAGAUAGGUUAUUUGGCUUCAGAAUUCUCAGUUUGAUGAGAGUAAUGUCCUUAGGUAACUUAAGUUAUCAUCUUGGUAAUUAUCCAAUUAGACCAUCCUAUUUUGUGCAUUUAAGAUAUCUAUCCUUAGAAAUUAGAAAUAGGCCUGCAUUUCCCCAUAUUCCCAAACUUCAUAAUCUGCAGAGUUUGAUUGUUCAUAUGGGCUCUUCUCGCUAUGACUAUUCGUUUAUAUCUUUGGAUAUUUCAAUGUUGCCACAAUUAAGGAGCCUUCACUUUGUGAAAAAAAGAGGUCCUUCAUUUCCCCUGAUUAUGCUAUCCGUUCAAAUGAAACAUACAGUUCUGGAGCAUCUACAUACUGUAACUGGAGUUCCUUCUAAAUUGUGUACAAAUGAAAUCUUUGCAAAUAUGCCUAACUUGAAGAAGCUGGGGAUUCAGUAUGAUGAAGAACAUGGAAUCAAAAGUCCAUCGUCUGAUCUUUCCUGUUUGCUUGUAGCUCAGGGCCUUGAGAAAAAUAUUUUUCCACCAACCCUCAAGAAGUUGACAUUAGUCAGACCACAUUUUCCAUGGGAAGCUACGGACAUUGUUGGUACAAUAUUGCCUUACCUUGAGGCACUCAAACUGAAAAACUAUGCAUGUGCUGGUGAUGAGUGGAAACCUGUUGCUGGAGGGUUCUCUCUCUUAAAGUUCUUGUCACUUGAAUGCAUAAGAUUCACCAAGUGGAUAGCUACCGAUGAAAACUUCCCUGUCCUUGAGCGCCUAUCCAUAGCCAUGGACGCUGACGAUCAGAUAGUGAUGAGGAGCUCAAUGAGGAUCAAGCUUCAGAACUUAUGGAGUUGGAACAUUAAACUUGUAUCAAAGAUUUGA